GCCAUUUUGAAACGUUGCCCCGUUGCCGGCGGUCGUUUCUGUUGCACGUAUUUUUUUUUUAGUUUAUAGCUCAUUGUAAAUUACGCAAAUUCGUUUUCGGAGCCGGUACGGCACCCACGCUUCAAAAAUCGCGGGGGCGAUCGGAGGCUUCGCGCUAAACGUGUGCGCACGCUGCCAGAAACACACGCCUCGCGUUAAAAAAAAAAUAAAAAAUAAAGUGACCCGCGCUCGAUUUUCGAACCCGUGACAGUGAUUGGUCGGUAAAGUGACAAAUGACCCGGAAAUCGGUUGAUUUGGUUUCAUGAAUGGAGUGUAAUAGGAAGUGACGUCAUGCGUAGUGUUGCCAGUUCGGUUCGGAGCUGUUUGUUGACAAUGAGCGAUCAUUAGAGCAGAAAGAAUGAGGUUGAGCGGUAUAGUGGGAUUGCUCCUCGCGUUAAAACUAUCAGAGGGUCAGUGGAGGUGUCCAUCGUUAAGCAGCAGACCGGCGGCCGAGUGCUCCUGCGACCUGCCUCACACGUUGAGGUGUACCGGUGACCACACGGCGUUACAAAUAAUCGGACGUCAUCUUCGAGAGCAGAGGGCGAGAAAUAAGAACACCGCCAUAUCAUUAUUGGACUGCGCUUUGCGUGGAGUUACUGUACUCACUUCGGCGUCAGUGCAAGAGUUGGCUGGUGUUGGACUGCACGGGCUGGUGAUUUCAUCAGGAGACAUUAGACGGGUGCAGCAAGGAGCGUUUGUUAGUCUUUCGUCUACACUAAUGGCUUUGGGUUUACCCAACAACCAAAUGCCUUCAGUGCCAACAGAAUCUUUAUUGCGUUUGUGGAGUCUAGACAGAUUGGAUUUGUCUAAUAACAAGAUACACAAUUUGGAAUCUAAUUCCUUUAAGGGUAUAAAGAACCUUACUUACUUAGACAUAAGUGACAACCAAUUGACAGAUAUUUCUCCUGACGCAUUCAAGCCACUGGUGAAGUUGACAGUUCUAAGGCUUCGCGGGAAUCUACUUAAAGUAUCCGCUUUGGGAUCGCUUAAGGAAGCACACAUGUUGAAGGAAUUGGAUCUAUCAAGUAAUGCCCUAGAAGGCCCUUUGUGCUCGAAUACAGUACCGGCUUUGAGUCGUUUAGAAACCUUACAGCUAUCUGACAAUACCUUUGCCAGCAUCCGACGGGGCGCGUUAGCUGGUCUGUCGAAUUUAACAAGUCUGAAUCUACAUAACAAUCAGAUUGACGUCUUAGAAGAUUACGCUUUCAAGCAUUUGACUAAUUUGACGGAUCUGGAUUUAUCUCAUAAUGAGAUAGUUGCAGUUUCAAGUGCAUCUCUAGCUCAACUAUUCAACUUACGCCGUCUCGAUUUAUCCCACAAUUUCCUCCGUUCGCUCUCCGCGGAGCCGCUGAAGUCACUGCAGAGCCUGACAGAGUUGUAUCUUCAUGAUAACGAUGUGUCUAUGAUAGAUGACGGCGCUUUGGCUCAGCACAGGGGCCUCGGUCGCUUCACUAUUGAAGAUAAUCCAUUGAACUGUGACUGUUUAAUGGCUAGCUUCGCUAGGUGGCUUCGCGAGGCGCAUUUAUCUCAAGCGGAUAAAUCGGCAGCUGUUUGCACGACGCCCCCUCAUUUAGAAGGGGGCCUUAUAUCCAGAUUAUCGAAAAACAAAUUAUGCGAUGACAACGACCACGUUGAAGCGAAGCUAAAAGAAAAUUAUGACUUUAAUAAAGAAAAUACGAUAUCUUUUAAUGAAAAAGAUGGAGAAGGAAGCAGUUUAGACGAUGAUUCAUAUUUGGAUAAAAUAGAUGGAUUAGAUGAUGACGUGUACGACGAAGAAUUAGAGGUUCCUUCGGAAGAAGAUUUGCCGAUCUCCAAAUCUAAGGUCCGUCUUCUGGAUGCCUGGUAUGAAGAUGAAGAGGUCCAUCUGUCGUGGGUGGUAGACCCACCUUCGACGAGACAUUACCGGUGCACGGGAGUGACCGUGUCCAGGGGUGGUGGAAUAGCGAAACACGUGGCUUGUCACCGGGCUUCACCAGCCAAUAUUCUGUUAAGGGGACUAAAGAUAGACCCUCUCGAUCAGUAUACCUUCUGUCUGGCGUUAGAAGAAAUGGACGACAUGGAUGUUCCUCUGUCUCUGGUGUUAGGCUGUGGUCCGCCUCAGGUUGUGAGGAAACGCGCACCGUUUGCUACGGCUGUGCCAGUCGUUGUUACCGCUUCACCGGGAAUCGAAAGUUACAGGGUCUCCGAAGUACGAUCCAACGUGACCAGUGACGGUGUACUGACAGUACUCAUCUCGAUAAUGGGUUUACCACAGCGCUUACAGAAUCUCAGAUCGCAGCAUACCGACAUGAAAUACCCGUUUAACUGUUUUGUGGUUUUAGCAGUUCUCUCUGAGGGUUCUUUGGUGGCCCAAAAGGACACCCGUUGUCAGUCCAACCUGGAGGUCACCAUGGAAGGCCUAAUAAGAGGACCUUAUGAAGUGUGUGCCACCUUAUCCAAAUUCAAGAGAGAAGAUGCUCAUCCAAUCUGCGUGGUGCCUCAACUGUUAGAGCCAUUCGGUUCUCAAAUCAAGGCGAGCUUUAGGGGCCUUAAUACAGCAUUGAUAGGGAUCGCUUUAUGCCUGAUGAUCGUGGUUGUGGCUUUAAUAUGCUUCGUGAGGAAAAUGCUGAAGAAACAUACCGAUUUUGAAGGUCACAGAUGCUUUAGGCCUGAUCCGGUGCAAGAACCGGACAGUCCUAGAGCGAAUUACGUGAUGCUGACAGCUACUUCUAAAUUAUGAGCUUAUUGUACUAGUCUUUUUUGUUAGUCUUUGGUUUAUUUAACGAGGGUGGCAGGAAUAUUUUUAUUAGAAAAAUUUGCUGACUUUGUGCGAGAAGUUGUAACAAUGUUAAUUAUUAUAAGAAACUGUUCAUUACUCUUAAUUGUAAUCACGAAAGUUUUACGUUAUCGAAAAGGGGAAUUUGUUUGAGAAUUUAACACCGAACCUUUCGUGAGAUAAAAUUUUGUAAAUAUAAUUUAUCUAGUACUAGCGGACCCGGCGAACUUUGUUCCGCCACACUGUUUGUUUUAAACACGUCAACUUCAAAAUUCUACUAUAAUUAACCAUAGAGUAUAUUACGUUUAGCUGUCAGUUGCGUUUUGUUAUUCCAUAUCAGUUGCGUUUUGUUACACCACGUUUUAUGACACGUCCCACGGGAAUGUGAUAAAUAUCCUAUGUCCUUCUCCUGGUUCUAAGCUACCUCCUCACCAAUUUUCAGCCAAAUCAGCCAUUCUUGAGUUAUAAAUAGUGUAACUAACACGACUUUCUUUUAUAUAUAUAAAGAUACAGGAAUCAAUGUUUGUUUUUUUAUAUUUUGUACGCUUGUAUAUUGUUCGUACGAUUGCGAUUAAAUAUUGUUAAUUUAUUGCUUGAACACGCACGAAGCUUAUUAACAUAGUGCCAUUAUCCUACAACUUAUGUUGCAGGGUUUUUCAUGUACUCAGCAAGGCCACAACGGAGUGUGACCGGUUUUCAUUAGUAAAGAACAAAAUAGUCUUGUUCAAUUUAGAUUUAGAAGUCCUUACUACGGGUUAGUUCAAUAUUGAUUAUGACAUGCAUAAUAGCGAAGCUUUACUUAAUUGUACUUACUCCUUGUAAUUAAUUUGUAUGAGAAAUUUAAUCAGAUGAAAUUUAAUUAACUAGUGGUCCCGCAGUAGUCGAAAUUCGACUAUAAUUAAUUGGAAUUGUAAGUUUGUACACUAUUAUGAUUGUAUUUUAUACUUCUAUAAACACAAAUUUCGCCAAGGCUACUCUAUAAAAAAAAUUUAUAAAGACAAAAAUAAUAUUUAAUUUUAAUCUAUUCUCAAUUUGACCACAGACGUAAAGAACAAAAGUUUGACAUUAAAUAAAUAGUGUGCAUGCGUGUGUGCGUCAAAUACAUGGUAUAUAGUGUGUGUAAUGUUUUCUUUAUUGAUUUAAUGUAUCUUUUAUGCAUUAUUUAAAAAAAAAUAUUAGCAUUGUGCACUCUUUCUUUACACUCUCUAUAAGUGUGGAAAAUUGCAUACUCCUCCGUCCGCGCAAUUUUCGUAAAAAGGGAUACAAAGUUUUUGCUUCACGUAUUAAUAUAUAGAUUUGUAUAGGUAUCAAAUGUUUUCUCAACAUUGUCAGCUUUGGUAAACUGUUGGCGUAAGUUGCAUCUAUAGAAAAUACAAAUAGUCUACCAAUACUAGCUUACUGUAUUACUAAUUUAAUGUAAAUAGAAGUGAUAUUCGCGGAGCAAAAGAAUAUCUUUGAGUUACGUCGGAACUGAUGUUCUAUUUUAAGACAUUAUUAUACUGACUGACCUCAUAAUUGGCGUGUUUGUAUAUAAAAUUAGUAAGUUAAUAUGUAAAUAGUUUAUAUUUAAUUAAAUUAAUAAUAUUGUACAUUAAUUUAGUGGCUUUUGGCUUGUUAUUAAUAAACAGAGUUUUAUUUGUUAUCUUUGUAAAAUAAUAAUUGUUUUUUAUGACUUCGAGUUGGCUUUUGUUGUGACUGUUUCAAGAUUAAUGUCGUAUCGUUUUAUUUAUAGCGUCUAUGUUAGUGACAGAAAUCGAUAUAAUUACUUCAGUGCGUUGCGUAGGACACCGGUGACCUACACGGGAGUCAAAGGGCUAAACUCCACUUUGCCCGGUCUUAAAUUGCUGUACAUUAAAAAAAACCAUCGCUGCCACAUCUCAGCUUCUACAGACGUUGUGUUCUGUUUUAGUAUCAUAUUUUAAUAAAUAAACAUUAUUAUUAUUACUAGUAGUCGCCUGGUUGUUGAAAUUCGACUUCUAUAAUCACAAAUUUCGCCAAGACUACACUAUAGAAAAAUAAUAAUAAAGACAAACAAUAUUUAUUCUAUUCUCAAUUUGACCACAGACGUCAAGAACAAAAGUAUGACAGUAAAUAAAUAGUAUGCAUGCGUGUGUGCGUCAAAUACAUGGUAUGUGGUGUGUGUAAUAAUUUUUUUAUUGAUUUAAUGUAUUUUUUAGGCAUCAUUAAAGAAAAAAUAUUAACAUUCCGCAUUCCUUCUCUACAUUCUCUAUAAGUGUGGGAAAUUUCAUACUCCCACUGUCCGCGCAAUUUUCAUCAAAAGGGAUACAAAGUUUUCCCUUCACGUAUUAAUACAUAGAUUAACUUAAUGUAGCUUUUUCGGUAACUAAGCUUUAUUCGCUUUGUAAUAAGUUGCGUUCGAACCGUUAUCGAAUGAAAUCGGUGUAAAUUGUUUGUUAAAAAUGUAUGAUUCGGCUAAAAUUAGUUAGUUUCACAUGUAAAUAAUUAAUUUAUGUUCUUUACUCGUUUAUUAUUAAAGUUAUUAACAAAUUAA
This is a messenger RNA of Bombyx mori (domestic silkworm), 5306 nucleotides long. Its product is annotated as leucine-rich repeat-containing protein 15. The record is from RefSeq and is a predicted model, not a curated record. Bases 398 to 2758 code for a protein of 786 amino acids. The transcript is spliced from 12 exons. Lineage: Eukaryota; Metazoa; Arthropoda; Insecta; Lepidoptera; Bombycidae. Gene Ontology annotation, cellular component: plasma membrane. Gene Ontology annotation, molecular function: protein binding.